Thyridium curvatum is the source of this 2070-nucleotide messenger RNA. RefSeq lists its product as uncharacterized. The record is from RefSeq and is a predicted model, not a curated record. NCBI's taxonomy places the organism in Eukaryota, Fungi, Ascomycota, Sordariomycetes, Thyridiales, Thyridiaceae. Gene Ontology annotation, biological process: lipid metabolic process. Bases 1 to 2070 code for a protein of 689 amino acids. The transcript is spliced from 4 exons. Gene Ontology annotation, cellular component: cytosol. Gene Ontology annotation, molecular function: acetoacetate-CoA ligase activity.
AUGGCAACCAACGGGGAUGUUGCCCGCAAUGGCAGUCCGGCUGAACUUUGGAGACACCCGGAACCCGAGACGAGUCAGAUGUGGAAGUUUCUUGAGCACAUAAACUCCAAGUACAAAUUGGAUCUCCAAGACUAUCCUGACUUGUACAAGUGGUCAGUAGAAAAUGAUUCGGAGUUCUGGGAGGAAGCAUGGCACUUUGUCGGCAUCACGGCCUCAAAGCCAUUCAAUAAGGUCCUGGAGUCCGAUAGCCCCAUGUUUCCACGGCCUGAUUUCUUUGCCGGUGCCCGUCUCAACUAUGCAGAGAACCUGCUCUACCCAGCCAAGGAGAAGGUCAACGACUCGGACACCGCCGUCAUCACGCUCACUGAGAAUCAUGACGUCUCAUCUUCCAUGACCUGGCGCCAGCUGCGUCAGGAGGUCGAGGCUUGCUCCCUGGCACUGACCAACGCGGGGGUCAGGAAAUCGGACGUUGUCGCUGGCUACAUCUCCAACCAUGCAGGAGCUCUUGUUGCCAUGUUGGCAGCGGCCUCUAUCGGCGCCAUCUGGACAGGCCUGAGCCCAGAUACGGGUGUCAGUGCUGUGCUGGACCGCUUGGUUCAAAUCGGGCCCAAGGUGCUCUUUGCAGACAACGGCGUCUUGUACAAUGGCAAGGAGUGGUCAAGUACGGAAAAGACUGUCGAGAUUGUUGCCGAGCUGCAGAAGCAUGGCUUGGAGCUGGUCAUCGUCCUGGACACCCUCGCCGGAUCUGACCUUGGCUUGGGUCCACUCGCAUCUAAGGGUGUCAAAGCAGAAUCGUAUAGCGACUUCAUCAAGAGCGGAUCUGCUGGAAAGCGACCACAGUUCGAGCAAUUGCCUCCGUCGCAUCCCUUGUUCAUACUCUACUCGAGUGGAACAACCGGCCUACCCAAGCCAAUUGUGCACACUGCUCUGGGUACAUUGAUCCAGCACAAGAAGGAGCAUUACCUCCACUGCUCCAUGAACUCUUCCUCCCGUCAGCUGUACUACACUACGACGUCGUGGAUGAUGUGGGCAUGGAGCGUCUCUGCGCUUGCUUGCGGAACGACGCUCGUGCUCUAUUCCGGUUCGCCUUUCAAGCCGCACGGGUACAUGUCGAUGCCAAAGCUGCUAUCGGAACACAAAGUGACGCACUUUGGCACCUCGGCAAGCUAUCUGACCAUGCUGGAGACCAACAACAUCUCUCCGGUGGACGAUCCCACCCUGGACUUGUCGUCCCUCGAGGCCAUCUACUCCACAGCAUCGCCUCUGCCGCCGUCUACCUUCUCCUACGUCUACGAGGCCUUCCCGAAGCAGGUCAACCUCGCCUCCAUCACCGGCGGCACGGACAUCAUCUCCCUCUUCGGCGCGCCCUGCCCCCUCCUGCCCGUCCGCGUCGGCGAGAUCCAGUGCGCGGGGCUCGGCAUGGCCAUCUCGGUCAUGGACCCGGCCUCGGACCCGGACGCCCCGCGGCGCGUCGCUCCCGGCGAGGAGGGCGACCUGGUCUGCGCGCGGCCCUUCCCCUGCCAGCCGCUGACCUUCUUCGGCGCCGGCGGCGACGAGCGGUACCGCGCCGCCUACUUUGAGCGGUUCCCGGGCCUGUGGCACCACGGCGACUUUGUGCGCAUGGACCCGCGCACGGGCGGGCUCGUCAUGCUGGGCCGGUCCGACGGCGUGCUCAAGCCCCACGGCGUGCGGUUCGGCAGCGCCGAGAUCUACAACAUCCUGACCAAGUUCUUUGGCGACGAGGUCGCCGACGCCGUGUGCGUGGGUCGCCGCCGCGAGUCCGAGAGCGAGGAGACGGUGUGCCUGUUCGUCGUCAUGGUCGAGGGCAGGCAGUUCGGCCAGGACCUGCGGGAGCGGAUCAAGGCGACCGUCCGCAAGGAGCUGAGCCCGAGGCAUAUCCCCGGCAUCGUGGAGGAGUGCGGCGGCGGGAUCCCCAAGACGGGUAAUGGGAAGAAGAUCGAGGUUGCUGUCAAGCAGAUCCUCUCCGGAAUGAAGAUCAAGACAAACGCGAGCGUUGCGAAUCCCGAGGCGAUAGAAUGGUUCAGAGAAUGGGCCAAGACACACGCUUAG